CGUCUUUAUCGAGUGCGGUCACACUGUCGACUUUGUAAUUUUUUUCGCAAGGCUAAAUCGCUGCUUAAAUUAAGCUAUAAUCUGUGUAAUCCACGCGCUAAUCGUGCCAGACAGGUGAUCCCAUGCAGCAAUGCAGCAAAAUAUGAUGUUUGCCGGGCACUGCAAACGCUCGGCGACUGCAAAUAAAGUGCAAAUUCUCUGACCCCAGCGCGUCACCCAAAAGAGAGACAGAGUGAGAGAGAAAGAAAAAAGUUGACGCGAGCAGCGCUGCCGAAGACGUUGGAAUUCGUGCUCCGCCGCAGCUGCUGUUGUGGUUGUUGUUGCUGCCGCCGCCGCUGCUGUCGCACAGCAAUAACGGUAGAGAGACCAACAACAACAACAAAUACAAAUGUCAAAGUGAAACUGACUGCGCUGCCCCAAGAACAACAAUAACAAUAACAAUACGCGGAACAUUAUUAGGAAGAGCAAAACUGUGAUCUCUGCUUUUCGGGGCAAUUGUUCAAUUUGGCUGUGCUCGAAAGUAAAUUUAGUCAACUCGUUACGCGUAUUUGCGGCCAUCGGCAGACGUUUCUCCACUGGCGGCUGGAAAAUCAAUUCUUCGGACUGCCAAAGGGCAGCAACGAGCAGCAGUUGUUGUGUUAAAUUUAUUUUGCGGCCCAGCCCAAAACAAAACGAGAGGAGAAAGAAGCAGAGGCAGAGACAGAGGCGUAGCAGAAGCAGCGCAGCCGGAUUUGCAAAUAGUUGCCGCAGCGCAGAGGUGUGGAUAGACACUAGCCACGAUGGCGUACCGCAAGCCCAGCGAUCUGGACGGAUUCAUCCAGCAGAUGCCCAAGGCAGAUAUGCGCGUGAAGGUGCAGCUGGCCGAGGAUCUGGUGACAUUCCUGAGCGACGACACAAACUCUAUUGUAUGCACGGACAUGGGCUUCCUCAUAGAUGGACUCAUGCCGUGGCUGACUGGUAGUCACUUUAAGAUUGCACAAAAGUCUCUGGAGGCCUUUUCGGAGUUGAUCAAGCGGUUGGGCAGCGACUUCAACGCUUACACAGCCACCGUGCUGCCACAUGUGAUCGAUAGGCUGGGGGACAGUCGAGACACGGUGCGCGAGAAAGCGCAACUGCUACUGCGCGACCUCAUGGAGCACCGAGUGCUGCCACCGCAGACGCUGAUCGACAAGCUGGCCACGAGCUGUUUCAAGCACAAGAACGCCAAGGUGCGCGAGGAGUUCCUGCAGACCAUAGUGAAUGCUCUACACGAGUAUGGCACCCAGCAGUUGAGCGUGCGCGUCUAUAUUCAGCCAGUAAGUGCCCUUUUGGGUGAUCCCACUGUAAAUGUGCGGGAGGCAGCCAUUCAAACUCUUGUGGAGAUCUACAAGCACGUGGGCGAUCGCCUGCGGCCGGAUCUUCGCCGAAUGGAUGACAUGCCCGCCUCCAAACUGGCGCUGUUGGAGCAAAAGUUUGAUCAAGUCAAGCAGGAGGGACUGUUACUGCCCUCCGCCCUCAAAAACGCCAAUGGCAACGGCAAUGGUAACGGCUUGGGCCUGGACGAGGCGGACAACAUUGGGAUUAGGGAGCGACCCACGAGGAUGAUCAAGAGACCGCUGCACUCGGCCGUCUCCUCAACGUUGCGAUCUAAACCAAGUGCGACCGACGUGAGUGGUGAUGCUGGCGCAGUGACCAUGGAGAUCUUCGAGGCUAGCUUCGAGGUCGUCCCGCAGCUGAACAUCUUUCAUGCCAAGGACAUGGACGAUAUAUACAAGCAAGUACUGGUCAUCAUUAGCGAUAAGACCGCAGAUUGGGAGAAGCGUGUCGAGGCGCUGAAGAAGAUUCGAGCACUCCUUAUCCUCAGCUACCACACGCAACCGCAGUUCGUGGCUGUGCAGCUGAAGGAGCUGUCACUGGGCUUUCUGGACAUCCUCAAGGAGGAGCUCCGCUCACAGGUGAUCCGCGAGGCUUGCAUCACUAUUGCCUACAUGUCCAAGACGCUGAGGAAUAAGCUGGACGCCUUCUGCUGGAGCAUUCUGGAGCAGCUGAUAAACCUGAUUCAGAACAGCGCAAAGGUCAUAGCCUCGGCAUCCACGCUGGCCCUGAAAUACAUUAUCAAAUACACGCAUGCCCCGAAGCUGCUCAAAAUCUAUACGGACACGCUGAAUCAGUCCAAGUCAAAGGAUAUCCGGUCAACACUGUGUGAGCUAAUGGUACUGCUUUUCGAGGAGUGGCAGACCAAGGCGUUGGAGCGGCAUUCCACCAUUCUGAGGGACGCACUGAAAAAGUCGAUCGGGGAUGCAGACAGCGACGCGCGACGGCAUUCCAGGUGCGCCUACUGGGCGUUCAGAAGACACUUUCCGGAUCUGGCCGAUCAAAUAUACGGUACUCUAGAUAUAGCAGCCCAGCGAGCAUUGGAACGGGAGCGAGAGGGUGGCAGUAGUUCUGGCAGCUCAGUGGCGGCACCGGAAACAAGACGCACCGUGUCCCGCAUUGGCAGAGCUCCGGGAACCCUGCAGAAGCCUACGCCCAGUAUGCGUUCCAUUUCGGCGGUCGACACGGCGGCAGCCCAGAGAGCCAAGGCCAGAGCGCAAUACACAUUGUAUUCGAGGCAAAAGAAGCCGCUGGUGCCUAGCAAUUCUAUCGCCCAGGGACCGGGAUCCGGAGCGGCGGGCAGUGGGUCCCUGCCCAGGCCGCGUCUGAAUUCCAACAGCGGAAUUACACCGGCGACCACGCCGGGAGUUGUUACGCCUCGAUCCCGGGGAAGAGCAGGUGUUUCCCAGUCACAGCCAGGAUCACGUUCCACCUCGCCAAGCACAAAGCUGCGGGAUCAGUACGGCGGCUUAGGUGGCUAUUAUCGUGGAGCCACAGGCGCAAUACCCAAAAAGGCUUCUGGAAUUCCACGAAGCACGGCCAGCUCCAGAGAAACAAGUCCCACCAGAUUGGGUGGCGGCCUAAUGAAACGCAGCAUGUACUCGACGGGAACGGGAACGGGAUCGCGACGGACGCCGGAGAGGAAUAAUCCCGUGAGGCCCUCGGCAGCUGCUCGUCUUCUGGCGCAAUCCCGCGAAGCAGAACACACAUUGGGCGGACCAGCGGAUGACGGACAGGAGAACUAUGUGUCAGGAGAUUAUAUGCGCAGCGGAGGAAUGCGGAUAGGCAGGAAACUGCUGGGCCGGGAUGAGUCGGACGACAUUGACUCCGAGGCCAGUUCUGUGUGCUCAGAGCGAUCCUUUGACUCCAGCUACACGAGGGGCAAUAAAUCGAACUAUUCGCUGAGCGGCAGCCACACCCGCUUGGACUGGAGCACGCAGCGGGCGCCCUUCGAUGACAUCGAGACGAUUAUCCAGUUCUGCGCCUCCACGCACUGGUCAGAGCGGAAGGAUGGACUCAUUAGCCUUACGCAGUAUCUGGCCGAUGGCAAGGAGCUGACCCAGCAGCAGCUGCAGUGCGUGCUGGACAUGUUCCGCAAGAUGUUCAUGGACACGCACACCAAGGUGUACUCACUGUUCUUGGACACAGUCACCGAGCUGAUCUUGGUGCAUGCUCCUGAACUGCACGACUGGCUCUUCAUCCUGCUGACGCGGCUGUUCAAUAAGCUGGGCACCGACCUCCUCAACUCGAUGCACAGCAAGAUCUGCAAGACGCUGCAGGUGGUGCACGAGUACUUCCCCACGCAGUUGCAGCUCAAGGAGCUGUUCAGGAUCAUCUCGGACUCCACGCAGACGCCGACAACUAAGACGCGCAUCGCCAUCCUGCGCUUCCUCACCGACCUGGCCAACACGUACUGCAAGAGCAGCGACUUCCCCAGCGACCAUAGCCAAGCCUGCGAACGGACGGUUCUUAAGCUAGCCCAGCUGUCGGCCGACCAGAAGUCGAUGGAGCUGCGCUCCCACGCCAGGAACUGUCUGGUGGCGCUCUACAAUCUAAACACCCCGCAGAUGACCCGGCUCUUGGCCAACCUGCCAAAGGGAUACCAGGACUCGGCCCGCACCUGCAUACAGACGCACAUGCGGCGUCAAAGCCAGUGUGGCAAUUCGGGUGCCAAUUCGCCAAGCAGUUCUCCGCUGAGCAGCAGCAGCCCUAAGCCCCUGCAGAGCCCCUCAGUGGGGCCGUUCGCCUCGCUACAGAGUCACCACCAGCUCAGCCUGAGCUCCACUAGUCCCCGCUCCCGCCAGUCCUCCGUGGAGCAGGAGCUGCUGUUCUCUUCGGAGCUGGACGCCAUCCAGCACAACAUACAGAAGACGUCGGAGGAGAUCCGCCACUGCUUCGGCGGCCAGUAUCAGACGGCGCUGGCGCCCAAUGGCUUCAACGGACACCUGCAGUACCACGAUAUGGGCCAGCAGGACUCGUGUGCCUCCCUGUCUUCCAACUCCAAGACGCAAUCGUCGGCCAACACCACGCAAUCGAAUACACCGGAGUCGGCGACCAUGCGUCUGGAUAACCUAGAGCGAGAUCGGACGGUUCAGAAUGCCAAGUCACCGUUGCCAUCGGGCGAUGCCAAGGUGUCCAUCACAUUGAACGUGGCCGAGAACGGAGAGCUGAUCCUGGCCAGCGAUCUGAUGGAGAGCGAGGUUGUGCGCGUGGCACUGACACUGACCAAGGAUCAGCCUGUGGAAAUGCUACAGACGUCGCUCACGAACCUGGGCAUCUGCAUCAAGGGCGGAAACUGUGAGCUGCCCAACAAGCACUUCCGCUCGAUCAUGCGCAUGCUGCUCAACAUUCUGGAGGCGGAGUCUACGGACGUUGUCAUCUCCGGCCUGCACGUGCUCAGCAAGAUCAUGCGCAGCACUAAGAUGCGCCACAACUGGAUGCACUUCCUGGAGCUAAUCCUGCUGAAAAUUAUCCAGUGCUAUCAGCACAGCAAAGAGGCGCUGCGGGACAUUGAUUCAAUGAUUCCACGCAUCGCGCCCUCUCUGCCGCUGGACCUGUCCAUCAACAUUGUCAAUCCGGUGAUAGCGACGGGCGAGUUUCCCACGAAUCUGUGCGCCAUUAAGAUCCUGCUGGAGGUGACAGAACACCACGGUUCGGAGAUCACGGACGCCCACCUGGACAUUGUGUUCCCGAACUUGGCGCGGUCGGCGGACGACACGCAGUCGAUGGUGCGCAAGGCAGCCGUCUUUUGCAUUGUCAAGCUGUACUUUGUCCUCGGCGAGGAGAAGGUCAAGCCGAAGCUAUCUGUGCUGAAUCCCAGCAAGGUGAGGCUCCUGAACGUGUAUAUCGAGAAGCAGCGCAACUCCAUUAGCGGCGGUGGCAGCUCCACGAAGAACUCCUCGGCGGCAUCCUCCUCAUGAUUGCGGGAAAGCGCGCCGCGCUUCCUGCACCAGCACCAGCACCAGCCACAGCAACACAAAUAAGACACGGACGCAGCGGUGUCCCUCGGCCUAUCCAGGACAUGAGGGACGGUUGACAUUUAAUGAUAUAUAAUAAUACAUUAACUAAUUAUUUAUAACUCCAAUUAUUACCAAUGCGUAACUGUUUGCUGCCCAAAUAUAGGGCGGAUGUAAGCGAUCCUAAAACCCCAGAUAAACCCUUCUAAAGUGAGCAGAAGAAACUAUUUAUACAUGUACGCGGAAACUAAAGCGAUAAAACCAGCAAGAAGUCUACUCAAAGUGUAGCCGCCAACUCACCCACCCCCAACUCCUUUGAAUCCCGACCCCGAAA
Molecule: messenger RNA, 5643 nt
Organism: Drosophila serrata
Lineage: Eukaryota; Metazoa; Arthropoda; Insecta; Diptera; Drosophilidae
Gene: chb
Product: CLIP-associating protein
Biological process (GO): mitotic spindle assembly; establishment of mitotic spindle localization
Cellular component (GO): kinetochore; spindle microtubule; basal cortex
Molecular function (GO): microtubule binding
Source: RefSeq, a predicted model, not a curated record